AUGUCUACCCACUUUAUUCCAAUUAAGCCGGCGCCAGCUUUGCCUAAAGUUUGCUCUUACAAUAGUCCAACUCCAUCGCUUACUAUGCUUGGCUUUUCAACAAUGAAUCUGAUCAAUAAUCUUACCGUUUAUGAACGUAACCUUUUACUUAAGCCUCCACAUAUAGUCACAAUACCUCUUGACGAACUCCUCAAUCCUCGAAAAAACCGCUUUAGAAAAAACUCUCCCCCUCGUCCUCAAAAUGCGUGGGUUAUUUUUCGCAAAGACUUUGAAAAUCGAUUACGAACUCAACACCCCAAUUUGUUACAUUCUGUUAAUGAAAUCUCAAAAAUGGCCAGCGAGCAUUGGUCGAAAAUGCCGGAAGUUGUCAAACUGUAUUUUAAGGUCCUUUCUAAAUUGGCUCGACUGCGACACAAAGCUGCCUUUCCUGGUUAUAGGUACAAGCCAAAAGGUAAAAGUGAAACCUGGUUGUUCAAAAAUAUAAAUAAAAGUGCAUUCGUUGGCAAUGGGAAUAAUAACAGGAUUGCUUACGGAGACCACGGAAAUAAUGAUACAUGUUAUCGAUUGGAUGAAUCUGCCAUUAUUGAACAGCAACAUAAUCAGCGUCUGGAAAAUAACGUAAAUUUGCACAUCAACAGUAUUAGUGAAGAUGUCGAAUGUGACAGCAUGUUUGUUGACACUGGGGUUGAAGACGUAUGCCAAAAUGAGGCAAGCAACUGUGAUACAAUACAUCGAACGAUUUAUCCAGAGCACUGUUAUAAUACCAACCCAUUUUGGUUUGCAAUCUCCCAAUGGCCUGCUCAAAUGUUUGCGCAAACUCCUCCUCAAGAAUAUUUUUACUCACUGCCUGCCAAUAUUAACAUUAUGGGUUUGAAUGGAAAAUUGAUUAAAUAA
This is a messenger RNA of Paraglomus brasilianum, 894 nucleotides long. NCBI's taxonomy places the organism in Eukaryota, Fungi, Glomeromycota, Glomeromycetes, Paraglomerales, Paraglomeraceae. The record is from the annotation of a GenBank genome assembly.